This is a messenger RNA of Ruditapes philippinarum (Manila clam), 1584 nucleotides long. RefSeq lists its product as uncharacterized. Lineage: Eukaryota; Metazoa; Mollusca; Bivalvia; Venerida; Veneridae. The coding region runs from base 27 to 539 and encodes 170 amino acids. The record is from RefSeq and is a predicted model, not a curated record. The transcript is spliced from 3 exons.
UUCAGGUGAUAAAGCCACCAAUCCUUAUGUAUAUAUAUACAAAGUUUACAAAACUUACACGAAUAAUAAACAUGGCUGCUGAUAAAAGAGGUAUAAUUUAUGACGUUUGGGAUACAAACAAUACAAAAUCGUUUGCGAUCACCCUUCAAAAGUAUCUGACGAAAAAAGGAUAUAACACAUCGAUCACAACAAGUCUCAGCGAGGAGAAAAGCUGCCCUAUUAUUGCAUUAUGUUUAUUGCACUCUCGUCCUGAAGCUGAUAUAAACUACACAUUGAAAGACUUAAAAAAUGAGUGUAGUAGAGGUAUAAUCCUUGUUUUGCUGCAUUUUCGGAGUAACGACACGAGGACUAGUCUAUAUGAGGGUUUAUAUAAAAAGGAUUAUCCAGGUGUAACUGUUCAUGAUUGUUUUCUCCAGCAAAGUUUUGAAAACAUGAAAGACGUGAAUAAGAAAAUAAAGAAAGAUUUAAAAGAAAGGCGUGGGAGACAGCAAGAUAAACAUGUACAAUUAACAGCGAUUAAGCGAUUGAGUGGAAUAUGAAUAAGAUAUAUUUUUGUUUUGGGGGUGUUGUUGUUGUUGUUGUUUAAAAACACAAUAUUAUUAAUCGUAGGUUGUUCUUUUAACAGAAGCUCUUUUGUUUAAUUAUAUUGAAAUAAGUUCUCUAUCACAUGAUAUCUCAUAACUGAAUACGGAAUCCAUCGUGGAUAUAAUUUGUAAGGUAGAGCUUUUUCAAAUUCAAAACUAAUAUCUUUUGACUUUCUUUAUUUCAUCAUUUAAAGUUUGUCAAUGAAACUAUUUACAAUACCAUAUUUGUAAAAACAUUUAUAUUGCCUUUGAACAGAUUUAUUUCUUUAACUAAACUGCUUUGUCGGAUACCACAUCGGGUUAACUAAUACGUCUGUUUCAUUAUAGGUUUACCAAUCAUUUCAAUUUUUCUUGUUAUCCAAUCAUUGUCCAAUCAUUGUCGCAACAGACAAACAUUUCAGGCUUUCAGACACAUAACAAGAACAUGGAGAAAAAAAUGAUUAGUGCUUCGGAUAUUCAACUGUAAUAGAGAACGAUUUUCAAUUCAGAUUUUGUGCAUUACCUGUGACUGUUCACUUCAUUUGGCGGCGUCUUUGAUAUGCAUCAUCAUCAUUUAACUUGUUACAUUGCUGCUAUACAUAUUUACAAACUGGGAUGAAUUUGGAGUCAAAUUUACAAUAUUGGUCUUAUUCCCGGUUUAGCAAUACAGCAGACACAGCUUAUGCUCUUUGAAAUAUAGUGAUUUUUAACUCUAUAAUUAAAUAUCGUGUACAUUGAUCUCGUUAUGUAUAAUAUGAAAACAGUCAGAUAAAAAUUAUUAAUGAGUGUUACUUAGGUUUAAAACAUUACUGGUUUUCAGAUGGAUUUGUUUUUCACCAAUUAUCAACGUUAAACUGGUCAUCUGGGCGAAUUUAAACUUUGAAUAAGUUUAUUAUUUUGAAAUCGCACAUCUACAGUACUGUGUUUGCAAACUUUGCAAGAUCAUUGCUUUUAGAAAAAAAUGAUGAAAAGGUUUGACAUUUAAGUAAAAAUAAAGAGGCAAAUGUCGGGUUUGCAUAAC